GAAAUAUCAUAUUCAGGUAAAAUUUAUGUUAAUUAACUUAAAUGAAACUUUAGUGCAAACUUACCAAACAUCACCUUAGUUUCAUAGUAUCUCAAACUAGUUUUUAACCAAUCUGAUCCAGUAAGUUAACAUGCAAGCUUUUGAUGAAUUGGAAAUUGGCAAAAAUAAAUAUGCUCCCCUUAUCACAGUAGGGAAUUAAGCUUAGUCAAUAAUUCUUUUUAAAAAGAAUCUGAGAUUUAUUAUUGUCACAGUCUUUACACAGAUGUGCAGUGAUGAUCACCAGGGAGGUUAAAAUAGGUGGAGGCAGCAUUAAUCCCUGCAUGGAAUGAAGGCUGUGUGGUGUGUGCCAGACAUACUGGCUGGCAGUUGGGGAGACGGUGGGUGAGUGGUCAACGUGCAGACAUGGAAAGCACGAGGACCCAGGUUUGAGGCCCACCACAAGAUGGUGACGAUUUUCAACCGUCGUUGAGUGGCAGAUUACCCACAUGUGAAAAUCAAGAUCUUCAAUCAACCCUUACUUCAAGAGAAGCAUGUGGGGGGUGGGGGGCAGCAUGGGCCAAGCAAGUGUCGUAUAUACCACACAUUCAAAAUUAUUCUUUUUUUUCUCACAACAAAGGAGACAGUUCAAGGGCAAAAUAAAAAGGGAAAAAAAGCCCACUACUCACUGCUCCUGAAAAGAGGUCAGAGGAGUGGCCGAAAGAUAGGUCAAUUUCGAGAGGAGAGGUGUCCCGAUAGCCUCCUCUUGAAAGAGUUCAAGUCGUAGACAGCAGGAAAUACAGAUGGAGGAAGACUGUUCCAGAGUUUACCAGUGUGAGGGAUGAAAGAGUGAAAAUGCUGGUUAACUCAUGCAUAAGAGAUUUGGACAGUAAAGGGAUGAGCUUGAGUAGAAAGUCGUAUGUGGUGAGGCCGUGGGAGGGCAGGAGGUAUGCAGUUAGCAAGUUCAGAAGAGCAGUCACCAGAUCACAACCCUUGGUAAAGAUCUUGUUUUGUGGUAGGCAGGGUGCCAGUGCCAGCAAAGGUGCAGGCACAUGGCUUUCUCUUCCCAGCAGUGUUCAGUGCUAGUCGUCUCCUUCCCAUGCGAGUUGCAGUCAUUCAGCUCCAUUUGUACUGUCCAUAUUUAGGGCUAAAGUGAAACAUAUUGAUCAAACGUGGUGUUCCUAUGAUAAUUGCACCAUAGGCAGCAAGGCCUGGGGGGCUGGAGCAUCCAGAGGACAUCUGAACUCCAUGUGGGGCAAGCAGGAUCUACCUCCAAUCAACACAGCCCUGGAAGUGAACCAAUGAUGGAAAUCUGGGCAUUUUCUUAGAUUUUCACACACUUUAUGAAUACUUUUUAUGCUAUUCUUUUUUUUUUCAACUUUAUGCUUCUUCAAAGAAAAGAUUGUAGUUUUUGUUAAAAUAAUAAAAUUAAGAUCUGUUCAAUGCUUAUAUUUUAUUCAAUUUUCUACAGUGUGUACAAGAUCUUUACCAUGGGUGGUGGUAAGGUACUACUUCUCAGUGGCAUUCCAGGGUUGCCAAUAAACUAUUAGUUAUAAUCAUUAAUUAAACAUAAACCAAUCCCCCUGAAAACAGACACUAAGGAACAUCAUUUUAAGCUUGUCAACUUCCAUAUCUCAUCUCAAACCCAACAUAAGAUUUUUCAACAUUAGGGUGUAAAUGGCUGGAAUUACGUUCCUUCAAGUUAUAUAACUGAUGUGACGCUUCCCAUUAUGGUAUCCAGUUGAACCAUCAAGCAGUACCACUUGAGGCACCAGGCAAAAAGAAGUCUGAUAAUUUUGGUGCUCAAACUUCAAAACAAACUUUUAAUAGCUUAAAGCUUUUUUCUUCAUCUUAUUCAAGAUAGAUGUAAAAGGAAAAGUAAGUAAAGUAACUGACACCUGAAAAUGUAUACAUUUGAAUUUUUGUUACUAAUCGCCUUCUUCACUGAUCACCUUUAGCUGAUCUGGGAACAUUGAUGCUUUUCUGGUAAUCUUGAGACUUAAGUUUACAACAUUUCACAAAACUAUGAACCACUAAUCUUUACUAGCUUUAAAUUAAUUUCCUUCUCCCCAUUUAUCUAUCUAGCUAUAUCUCAGAUGCCCAGCCCCAUCAUGGGAACUUCCCUCCAGGGGGUGGCCAUGGCAGAAGUGUCUCCAUCUCUCCCUGUUCUGGCACUCUUUCUCAGCACACUCAAUCCUGCUACUUCCAAUACUCGAUUACCCUAUUGAUCCAAUUCACAUGUGGUCAUCCCCUGACACCCCCACCUUCAAUCCUUCCCUCAUACACUCUUCAUAAAUUUAUUCUUCCCCAUUCUCAUCACUUGUCAAAACCAUCUCAGCGCACCACACUUCACCCACUCCACCACUCCACAAUCCACUCCUUUCACUAUCACACCCAUACCAUACCUCUCAUACACACUUUCAUUACUUUCUCCAUCCCAUCCUGAAACACCAAAUGCACCUCUUAUAUAAUUAAUUUUCACAAAAUGUAUUCUCAAUUGCUGUGCUGCAUGCACUCCAUGUCCAAGUCUCUGAUGCAUGCGACAGAGUUGACAGAAUAAUACUGUUCCUUGUUCCCCUCUUUACAUCCAUGUUCACACUUCUUCCUUUCAUAACUCUCAACAAUUCACCUACUACCUGUCUGCCCUUCGCUGCUCUUUCCCUCACCUCACCUUCCAUACUUCCAUGCUUACAUAAAACUGUCCCUAAAAAUUUAAACUGUCACCUCCUCUAUUCUCUCCUCCCCCAGCCUUAUCCUACACUUUGUUGUGCUCUUUGCUCUUACUCUGCUUCCAUACUUCCCUUAUCUCCUCAUUCCCUUUCACAAGCACACCAUCUCUCCUCGUCAUGCUACAAAUGUCACUCUUUCCUCUCCCAUUUCUCUUUAAACUUCCUUCCAUGAAAAGUUUUUUCAUUAUGGUAUUUUGCUGAUAUUUUCCUACCAAAAUCCUCAUCCACUCUUUCUUUGCUUUCCCUAGCCAACUUCUUUAUCAACAUCUUACUCUCCCUGUACUUUCUUUCCCAUCUCUCUCUUGCCUCAUCCAUCACAUUUCUCUUAGCAUUUUCUUGUACAGUACCCUCCUGAAUUUCACACUUAGCCCCAAAUUCUCACCAUCCCAACUUUUGCGCAUUAUUACCUCAAGUUUCGCGCUGCUUUGACAUGUACAGGUCACAUCUACCUACCGUCGGUGUCACGCGUGCUGCCUUAAAAAAGUGGUGUCACACUGGCCGUUUUCCUCCAACCAUUGGGGCUACAGGCAUGCUCAACCGGGAGCAAGUUGUCGGUUAUCCAUACGGAUGGAAAAUGGUUAUGGGUACACGCAACCGCACAGUUAUAUGUAAACAAACAGACGACGGCAGUGGUUGAGGAGUGAGGAGAAGUGGAAGAUGGCCCAUCAAGAGACUCGUAAAGUGGGCUGGCAGAGCUGCUUUGUUUACUAUUUACCAUAUUUUGCGGCGUAUAACGCGCUCCAGCGUAUAACGCGCACCCUAAACUUUAAGACAACAAUUUUGGAAAAAAAUAUUCGGUGCUUAAAAUGCUCAGAAAUAUUUACGUUUAACGGUGCUAAGCUUUUCCCUGGUGCUCUCCUACAUACUUCCUUUCUUUCUUCUCCCUCUCCGUCCCUAUAUUUUUUGCCUCAUUUCUCUCUUCUUUUCCUUUCCCCUCCCUCCCAGUUUUUCUCUUAAUCCCUUUUCCUCUCACUCACACCUUUUCUCUCUCCCUUUUUCUUCACCUUUACCUGACCCUCCCUCUCUCACUCUUCUUUUCCCGCCCCAUUUUCUCCACUCAUUUCCCAUUUCCUCCUUUCUCACUCCCCCUUAUUUAUAGCCUUAUCUCUCACUCUAUCAUUCUCUCCCUCCCUGCGUCCUUCCCCAUUAGAUUAUAUGAAAACACACACACAUUGGAUUGGAGAAGGUGCAUACAAUAUAUGGAGGAGAGACAGAAAGAGUAAACAGGGAGGAGGUGUGAUGUUGAUGGUAAGGAAAGGCAUUAGGGUGGAAAAGGUGAUUGAGGGUGAAAGCUUGGCAGAGGUACUGAAAGUGAAAAUUGUGGGUGCUGAAGGAAGAAGGAGGCAGUAUGUAGCAGGGUAUGUGCCACCAAGAACCAAUGCAUGGAAGGUCCGAGAAUAUGAACAAAUGAUACAAGACACGGUGAGUUGCCUGGAUGGAAUGUUGAGAGAGUGUGAGAGAAUAAUUAUAAUGGGUGCUUUUAAUUGCAAGGAGGUAAAAUGGGAGGACUGGCAGACGCAGGGAAGAGAAGAGUCGUGGGGAGGAAGACUCCUGCAACUGGCAAUGGAACAUGUACUGACUCAAUGGAUUAAGGAACAUACUAGAUUUGGGAAAGAAGGCGAGGCAUCAAGAAUAGACCUGGUAUUUAGCAAGGAGCUGGAAGUAAUAGAAAAUCUUAAAGUAGACUGCCAAAUAGCAAAGAGCGACCAUACGGUUGUGGAAUUUGAAGUAAAAGAAAAGAGAACAAUUGACCGAAAAGAGGAUCACAAAAUUGGGAGAAGUAACUUCUGUAAGGCAGACUUUGUUAGCAUGAGAACUUUUUUUGAAAAUGCAAAUUGGAGUGGGCUGUACAAAGCCAAGAGUACACAAGAUAAGUGGGAAGAGUUUUCAAAACUAUACAAGGAAGCCGAAAAUAGAUAUGUCCCAAAGGUAACCAAAAAGGAUGUUGGCAAAAAGGAGUGGUUUAACAAAAGAUAUGAGGCAGCUAGAAAGAGAAAGGAGGAAGCUUGGAAGGGAUGGAGGAGACGAAGAAAAAUCAACUCGUGGAACGAUUUCAAACAAGCAAGGAAUGAACAUACAAAGAUUAGAAGAGAAGAAAAACGGAUAUAUGAAAAAGAUAUAAUCGACAAGUGCAAAGACCAACCCAAACUAUUCUACAGACGUGUGAACGGCAAAAUAAAGAAUAAAGAAACAAUCGAUAAACUGAAAAUGGAUGGAGCUACAUAUGAGGACCCAGCAGAGAUGGCAGAAGUGAUGAACAACAGCUUCCAUAGAGUUUUCACAAAAGAAGACAAAUUCGUAUAACCACUGGGCCAGGAAAGAGGAAGGCUUAUGCAGGAGAUACAGUUAACGAUGCAGGAGGUCAAGCAAAGCUUGAACAAGCUGGAUGUAAGAAAGGUAAUGGGGCCGGAUGGAGUAUCAGGGUGGAUCUUGAAAGAAUGUAGUGAGCAACUUGCAGAGAAACUGCACUCCUUAAUGAGCGCCUCCCUGAGUGAAGGAAGGGUACCACAAGAUUGGAAGAGAGCAAACAUAGUACCAAUUUUUAAGGGAGGAAAGAGAGAGGACCCAUUAAAUUACAGACCGGUAUCACUCACUAGUGUGGUUGCGAAGAUAUGCGAGAGGCUGAUUAAAAACAGGAGCUCGGAUUUCUUAGAAAGUGAGAAAAUUCAUGAUUUUAAGGAAAAGUCGGACAAGAGUGUGUGUAGUGCAGCGACUUGCCUGAUGGGCGAGCCUCCCAUAACUCAC
This is a messenger RNA of Eriocheir sinensis (Chinese mitten crab), 5450 nucleotides long. RefSeq lists its product as uncharacterized. The record is from RefSeq and is a predicted model, not a curated record. Gene Ontology annotation, molecular function: catalytic activity. The transcript is spliced from 2 exons. Lineage: Eukaryota; Metazoa; Arthropoda; Malacostraca; Decapoda; Varunidae. The coding region runs from base 3861 to 5009 and encodes 382 amino acids.